Pocillopora verrucosa is the source of this 3160-nucleotide messenger RNA. Its product is annotated as tyrosine-protein kinase transmembrane receptor Ror. Lineage: Eukaryota; Metazoa; Cnidaria; Anthozoa; Scleractinia; Pocilloporidae. Gene Ontology annotation, cellular component: signaling receptor complex; plasma membrane. Gene Ontology annotation, biological process: cell surface receptor protein tyrosine kinase signaling pathway; positive regulation of neuron projection development; multicellular organism development. The record is from RefSeq and is a predicted model, not a curated record. Gene Ontology annotation, molecular function: Wnt-protein binding; ATP binding; transmembrane receptor protein tyrosine kinase activity.
GUUCGUGCAGAUGUGUGUAAUCGUAAAAACGUCCGCGCAAAUUGGUUGAGGCUAUUGACGGAGCAUUGACAGACUGAAAAAUAUCUGUUUAUGCCAGAGGUACUCCACAUAAUAUAAAGUAGACAAGUAUUAAGUUUCAUAAACCGAGACAAGCACAUCACUUUAGAAGAAUCAUCAUCAGAGGGGACUGAGCAAUCCAAGCUGUGUUUUUCUGCAAGGGUUCUUUGAUAUAAAAACAACAGAAGAAAGACUUCAUAGAGGUUCAACCAGGAGAAUCAAUGAAGUUAGCGGUGUUAUUGCUGUGUGGAAUUUUGGUGAUCGGUUGGAAUUGUGGCUUUGCUCUAGCGAGGCAGUAUGGAAGAAGAGAUUCACGAUCCAGAAAGCGGGAAAGAAAUUCCAGGCCUGCCGUGUGUGAGCUUUACUCAGGUGGCGACUUUUGUGAGCCGUAUCUCAAAGGUCAGAAGAUUUACGUUUCAAAGAAGCGUCCCCAAUCUCAUCAACAGGAAAUUAUAGAAAACAACUAUGGAUUGCUGUUUCAAUAUGUGUCUGAAAGAUGUCGAGAUUAUGUUCUUCCGGCUCUGUGUAAUUAUGGCUUUCCGCCAUGUGAUCUGACCCAGUCUGCAGCUAAACCCAGAAAGUUUUGUCAAGAUGAUUGCCUCGUUUUGAAGAAUGACAUUUGCAAGAGAGAUUUCAAGAACGCCUUAAGAUUUCCUCUAGUUUCCAGGCUCUUGCCGGAUUGUGACAGUAUGCCAGCUAAGGGACAGCCUGAGUACAAGAGUUGUAUAAGAGUAGUACCUCAGGUUCCUAAGUUCAAAGUGCGCCUGGAUCACAACAUCACUAUGUUCCAAAACAAGCCUGUCAUUUUUAAAUGCCGUUUGAACAGUAAGAAAAUACAGGUAAACAUCACGUGGUUCAAAGACGAACAGCCUGUCAAUCGGAUGUUUCCAUCUUACAAGGUGACCAGUUACCGCUGGGGAUCAAAGCUUAAGAUUCGGCGAGCAAAAAUGAAGGAUGCUGGGAUAUUUGAAUGUCGGGCCAAAGGCCCCGGAGGAAUAGUCACUGCGCGGGCGUGGUUGAAAAUUAACGGACAUCUCAACACUCCUCCUCUUCCAGUUAAAGAGAAUAAGCAUUCGACCUCCCAGUAUGAAGAAGGCAAUGAUCCAGACACAACAACACCCAAGUCGCUUCCUCCAUUCCAGGGCAUGUGUGAGAAAUACCGCGGCAAGGCCUGUGCACAGUUUAUUGGUAAUCAAAGUAUCUGGGUUGAAUAUCCAUCAGGUUACCAGCAACGCGUUGAAGAUCAGUUGUCAAGAGCUCUGAGACUUAUACAAGCAACUAAUCAGAUGUCUGAUAGGUGCAGUGAAUAUGGCAUUCCUGCGUUAUGUUUUCACGGCUUCCCAACUUGCGAUACGUUAACUCAGAACUUCAAACAUCGGUUGUGCCGCGAAGACUGCUUUGCUUUGUUUAAGGACAUCUGUUUAACGGAACUUCAGUUCGCGAUGAGUAUUUCUCAGCUCAGAGUUCUGCUUCCAAACUGUUCCGCUCUUCCAAAGCGUGAUGACAAAGAUUAUUCCUAUUGCACUUCGCUUAAUAUUCCAGGUUUGGCUCAUAAUUCACCAACCAGUCCUCCUCCCUUUAUUCAAGACGAUUCUUGCUACAAUGGUACUGGUGAAACAUACUCAGGCACAAGGAACGUCACGAAGUCCGGGCGCCCCUGCCGCGUGUGGCGUCCUUUGGACCCCUCAAGUCAUAACUACUGCCGCAACCCUGGAGGACUUGAAGCACAACCAUGGUGUCAUGUUGGACCGGAAUACGAUGUGGAAUAUUGUGACAUCAAAAAGUGCUCUUCGUUGAACGCUGCUGUGGAGACAACCCCUAAACAUGGCCAUAGAGGGGCUGGCUCGGUCGCUCGCACCAAUUACGUCAUUUCCGCCAUUAUGGCCGUUUUGAUUGUGGCAUUCCUUACAAUCAUUGUGUACCUAAAAAUACAGCAGCGUAAGACUGCACUUGCAGAUAGCGACCAUGCCUCCUCUGGCUCCAUCUCUAAGAGUACCCAGAGUACAUUGCAGCAGCAGAAUUUUGAUCUGAAGCAAAGCAUCAGUGAGAUCAAGUCAUGUGUCUUCCAUAAGCAAGAUCAAAAGUUACACAAUGGCAAGGUGAAUUUUCUUGAGGGUCUGGGUGAGGGUAUGUUUGUCAAGGUGUGCAGGGGAUUGCUGAUAACAGAUGACACGGACGACACCGGUGUAGAAAUUGCCAUCAAGCGGCUCAAAGCCGACGUACCAGAAGCUGCCAUAGAGAACUUUAAGAAGGACACGAACAUCCUGGCCAAUCUUCAGGACAUAAACAUUCUCUGUAUGUUUGGAUUAUCUAAAGACGAAGAUCCACACUUCAUGAUGUUCGAGUAUUUUGGUGACAUAGAUCUGUAUCGAUUCUUAGUGGACAACGCAUCCAAGUUAUCGGGGUUGAUACCAUCUGAUAUCUCUGAGUACGAUCUGUUACUGGACUUUUCGUUGCAAAUCGCGUCUGGUAUGGACUUCCUCGUCGAGAAUCAUUUCGUUCACCGAGAUCUUGCUGCCAGGAACUGUUACGUCACCGCAGACAACAUAAUAAAAAUCUCAAACCUUGGAAUCGGCAGCCACAAGUACCCCUCGGAUUACUCUUGGGUGCACAGUAGCGCUUUACUUCCGGUACGGUGGAUGGCACCGGAAGCGCUCAACACGUUGAAGUUUAAUCAUAUGACGGACGUUUGGUCUUACGGGGUUUUAUUGUGGGAAGUAUAUACCUUCGGAUGCCAGCCGUUCACCGGUUUUACUAAUCAAGAGGCUAUUGAGCGAAUACGGAAUCUGGAAUUACUCUCUUGCCCAGACCACUGCCCUGCCCGAAUGUUCGGGCUGAUGCGGGAGUGUUGGGACGAAAACCCAUCAGAUAGAUCCCCCUUUUCCGAGAUUUGUUCCCGUCUCCGAGAGUGGGCUGGUGAUUCGAUUGCAGAAAGCCGUUAGUCCCAGGAACGCGCAUUAUUUCCCAUAUUACAGCGAAGACAGGUUGGUCAAAAACUAGCCAUCUGCCGUCCAACAAAUCGCUGGUAGAAUGUCGGCAUGGAGACCCUGGAGUACUGGCUCAAAAAAAAAGGGUGAAGUUAUGUGAUGAUUUCCUUUUUCUG